AUGCAGCGGAGACACACCACGCUGAGGGAGAAGGGGCGUCGCCAGGCUGUGCGAGGCCCAGCCUACAUGUUUAACGAGCGUGGCUCGGCCCUGACGCCGGAGGAAGAGGGUUUCCUUGACGCUGCCGAGUACGGCAACAUCCCCGUGGUCCGUAAGAUGCUGGAGGAGUCCAAGACCCUCAACUUCAACUGUGUGGACUACAUGGGCCAGAAUGCAUUGCAGCUGGCGGUGGGCAAUGAACACCUGGAAGUGACUGAGCUGUUGCUAAAGAUGGAUGGGCUAGCCAGAGUGGGCGACGGGCUCCUAUUGGCUAUCUCUAAAGGGUAUGUGCGUAUCGUGGAAGCCAUAUUGGCGAACCCGGCGUUCAGCCAAGGGUUACGGCUCACCCAGAGUCCCCUCGAACAGGAGCUACGGGAUGAUGAUUUUUACGCUUAUGAUGAAGACGGGACACGCUUUUCCCACGACGUCACCCCAGUCAUCCUAGCAGCACACUGUCAGGAGUAUGAGAUUGUGCAUAUUCUGCUCACCAAGGGGGCCCGCAUCGAGAGGCCUCAUGACUACUUCUGUAAGUGCAAUGAGUGUGUAGAGAAGCAGAAGAGAGACUCGUUCAGCCACUCUCGCUCCAGGAUGAACGCUUAUAAAGGGCUGGCCAGUGCUGCCUACCUGUCCCUGAGCAGUGAAGACCCUGUCCUCACCGCCCUGGAGCUCAGCAAUGAACUGGCCAGACUGGCUAACAUAGAGACUGAGUUUAAGCUGGGUCAGAUCCUGAGAAGUCCCUUCAUGAAGUUUGUGGCUCACGCAGUGUCCUUCACCCUCUUCCUGGGCCUGCUGGUCAUCAACGCCUCGGACCGCUUCGAGGGGGUCAGGAACCUGCCCAACGAGACCAUCACUGACCACCCUCGCCAGGUGUUCCGGGUCAAGACCACUCAGUUCUCCUGGACCGAGAUGCUCAUCAUGAAAUGCGUGCUGGGUAUGAUCUGGUCGGAGGUCAAGGAGAUCUGGGUGGACGGUCCUAGAGAGUAUGUGAUGCACCUGUGGAAUGUGUUAGACUUUGGCAUGUUGUCUAUCUUUGUGGCUUCGUUCACCGCUCGGUUCAUGGCCUUCCUCAAGGCCUCGAAGGCCCAGCUGUACGUCGACCAGUUUGUCACCGACGAAGACAUCCGCAACGCAUCACUACCUACAGAGGUAGCCUACUACACCUAUGCCAGGAAUAAGUGGCGUCCAUCGGACCCCCAGAUCAUCUCAGAAGGUCUGUAUGCCAUUGCUGUGGUGCUGAGUUUCUCCCGCAUCGCCUACAUCCUGCCAGCCAACGAGAGCUUCGGCCCCCUCCAGAUCUCCCUGGGCCGGACGGUGAAGGACAUCUUCAAGUUCAUGGUCAUCUUCAUUAUGGUGUUUGUGGCCUUCAUGAUCGGCAUGUUCAACCUCUACUCGUAUUACCUUGGAGCCAAGUACAACCCUGCCUUCACCACGGUGGAGGAGAGCUUUAAGACUCUGUUCUGGUCCAUCUUCGGUCUGUCGGAGGUGAUCUCCGUGGUCCUGAAGUAUGACCAUAAGUUCAUAGAGAAUAUUGGCUAUGUGCUGUUUGGGGUCUAUAACGUCACUAUGGUGGUGGUUCUACUCAACAUGCUCAUCGCUAUGAUCAAUAGCUCCUACCAAGAGAUAGAGACAGAUGCAGAUGUAGAGUGGAAGUUUGCCCGUGCCAAGCUGUGGAUGUCCUACUUUGACGAGGGUCGCACUCUGCCCGCUCCUUUCAACAUGGUGCCUUCUCCCAAAUCCUGGUACUACCUAGUCCUCCGCACCAAGGCCUGCAUCGUUCACCUCUGCAAGGCCAAGGGGCGUCGCCAUGACAACGAGCUAGAGAUGGGCAUGCUUAACCCACGACUCAAGGGCAAACGCUACAGAGCCCACGGUCGACCACGAGAGGAAUCCACUCUCAGAAAACCCAUCAAACAUCCCACCAGAUACCAGAAGAUCAUGAAGCGUCUCAUUAAGCGCUAUGUUCUGAAAGCUCAGGUUGACAGGGAGAACGAUGAAGUCAAUGAAGGGGAACUGAAGGAGAUCAAGCAGGACAUCUCCAGCCUGCGCUAUGAGCUCCUGGAGGAGAAGUCUCAGGCCACCGGAGAACUGGCUGACAUCAUCACACAACUCAGUGACACAUUUGUCAAGAACGCCACCAAAAAAAACCUAAGAGAGAGGGGAGAAGGGGUAGGAGACAGGCGUGGGGGAGGCAUGAAAAUAGAGGGAGAGUGAGAGGUGGGGAGGGGAAGAGAACUGGUGGACAGAGAGAAUUAGAGAAAGAGCGAGAGAGUGAUGGAGAGAGUGGAUGAAAAGAUGGUCAGGGAUGAGAGUUGAAAGAGUGGCUUUCUGGGGAGUAGAUUCCCUGAUCUAAUUAGUGGAGGGAGGAGAGUGAGAUAGGACAGGAGGAGAAGAGAGAAAGGGAGGAGAUCAGUGGGACGGAGGGAGAAGAGAGGAGGCAGGAGAGAGGAAAAGUGACAGAGGGAGGAGGCUCUGAACAGCGCGAGGGGAAUAUAGGGGAUGUUUAGAGUAGAAUUCCGAGGCAGCAACGAAAGAUGACCCACGCAGCCACACUACAUCAACUCAACGAGAGAGA
This is a messenger RNA of Oncorhynchus gorbuscha (pink salmon), 2611 nucleotides long. Its product is annotated as short transient receptor potential channel 7-like. NCBI's taxonomy places the organism in Eukaryota, Metazoa, Chordata, Actinopteri, Salmoniformes, Salmonidae. Gene Ontology annotation, molecular function: inositol 1,4,5 trisphosphate binding; store-operated calcium channel activity; protein binding. Bases 1 to 2250 code for a protein of 749 amino acids. Gene Ontology annotation, cellular component: cation channel complex; membrane. Gene Ontology annotation, biological process: regulation of cytosolic calcium ion concentration; calcium ion transmembrane transport; manganese ion transport. The record is from RefSeq and is a predicted model, not a curated record. The transcript has 9 exons.